AUGUUGCUGGUGUUCGCCGUUGUAGGACUUAUUUUCACUGUGGAUCGCUACAUUUUCCGAGUGAAAAGGCAUCUUAAUCUUCCACCUUUAGUAGAUAUCCCAGAGGAUCAAAUGUUUCGCCAUCCAAGACAAGCUUAUGAAACUGCACUAAAGGACCAUGGGAGAAUAAUCAGAGUUCUUCGUAGAGGGAGAAUAGAGUACAUUGUUGACAACACCCUCGUUACAGAUGUGCUUGCAAAUGAGGCAGAUUUUAGCUUUGAGAAGGGGACGCUUUCACUUCUAAACAUGGGGAUUUUGUUACACCUUCCUCGAAGUUUCGUAGGCAACCUGGAUCAGUUGGUAUACGAUGAAAUCAUUGGGAAGAUUGAAUUGACAAUGGAUAAGAUCUCUCCAAUUUUUUACAGAGUAAUCGGCAAUUUUCAGGAAAGCGUAAUCAGGGCGCCAUCGACUCCCGUGGACGUAACAAACAUGGUGCACAAGAUCAUGUCAGAAGCAAUGCUGACACUGAUAAUGGGAAAGGAAUACACAUCAGAGCAAAACAUCGAUUCAGUGCAUCACAUUUCCAGGGAGGUUGCCGCUUUAGCCGGCAUUUUUGAUAACACCAAUACAUGGGCGCGCACAUUCCCAACGACAUGGCGGAUCUGUAAUUGGAUUUCGAUUAUGUGCUUUUCAAUUCCAUAUUACUUUUUUAGAAUCGCACGUCAAGCAUACAAGGAGCUAUCGCAAUUGGGCGAGGACUUCGGUACACAUCAAGAUAGAAAAAAGGGUGAUCGAUCUGUGAUGUUCUUCUUUGCACAACGAUAUAUUGAUCCAAAAACAAAGAAAAUCGGAUUUCUUGACAAGUUGUGGAUUCUUUUCCUCCUUCUCGGAUUGAUUUUUGCAUCUGUUCAUCAAACUGCUGUGGUUAUGAUCUGGGUUAUCCUGGAGAUCGCAAAGCGUCCCAGUGAUAUCCCAGGGCUUAGAAAGGAGAUACGUACGGAGACAUGUAGUGAUGGUACUGAGCGCUUAACCUAUGCAUCACUUCGCAAUGCGGAACGCCUCGACUCUUUCAUUCGAGAGGUGAUGCGUAUGAAAGGCGACACGUUAAGUACUGUGCGUUUGUCCGUACGAGAUGUCAAGCUGGCUGGAUUUGAUAUACCAAAAGGAUCAUACGUCAUCCCACUGGCUUCACUCUCGAAUAGAAGUCAAGAAUAUCAUGGCUACGACGCCGAACAGUUUGUUUCUGAUCGUUGGGUCGGUACCGGGAAGCCUGCCAUUAUGGCUGGCCCUGGUUAUUAUCCUUUUGGGCUAGGGCGAUUUGCCUGUCCCGGACGCACCCUUGCCGUUUCUGAGAUCAAACUCGCUGUUUUGCUCUUGAUUGAGCACCUCACACCCACACUUGUUGGAGGAGAAUACGAGGUUCUGGAUCCACUCAAUGUCGUUUCGGUAGCUCCCAAGGGCAAAGUGCUGUUUGUUCCGUUAGCCAACGAGAGUGGGAAAUUUACUGAUCAGGGUACCAAAUCAUUCCAUAUCUAA
This is a messenger RNA of Psilocybe cubensis, 1515 nucleotides long. RefSeq lists its product as uncharacterized. Gene Ontology annotation, molecular function: monooxygenase activity; iron ion binding; oxidoreductase activity, acting on paired donors, with incorporation or reduction of molecular oxygen. The record is from RefSeq and is a predicted model, not a curated record. Lineage: Eukaryota; Fungi; Basidiomycota; Agaricomycetes; Agaricales; Agrocybaceae. The transcript is spliced from 12 exons. Bases 1 to 1515 code for a protein of 504 amino acids.